GUCAGCAGAUUUAUACCCACCCCAAAAGGAGCGGUUCUUGUGUAGUCUUAUGUAGCCAAUACCACUUGCUGCCAUACUGUAGUUCCCUGUUGAACGUGGACACCUUGCGAUAGCCCGCUGCUUGAGUCACCGCGCGACGCCGACAGAUUCCUAGGCUGGACCGCCUUUCUGUUGAUAAGCAUCCGAUGGUAUUCAGUACAAGAUGGCGGUGUCUGGCAUGGAAAAGGACGGAAUAAAUACUGAAGAUGAUCAUCUUGAUGAUUCAUUCGGAAACCCCGCGUUGAUUUCUCCAGACAAGGAGGAUAUAUCACGCCUUCUGACGGUUCCUUUCAAUGGCCGUAUCAAAGGUGGGAUGAGACCGGGCAAGAAGAUCAUAGUGAUGGGCAUCGUAGAUCCCGAGCCUGACAGCUUUGACGUGAGCCUGACCUGUGGCCCUGUGGGUGACAAGGGUGACCAGGACCCAAAGACGGACGUGGCCCUCAAGCUGAGCGCCCGAUUCGCUGACCGCCAGUUCCUCCGUAACGCCCGCGUUACUGGAAAGUGGAGUGAGGAAGAGGUGCCCAUCCCCUACUUCCCCUUCAUCCAAGACCAGCCCUUCAGGAUUGAGAUCCACUGCGAGCACCAGCGCUUCCGGAUAUUUGUGGACGGCCACCAGCUCUUUGACUUUUAUCACAAAGUGAAGUCCUUGCUAUCCAUCGACAUGAUCAGGAUAGACGGCAGUCUACAGAUCACCAAGCUGGGCUGAGGCCAGCCUUGCGGGUGUGCGCGCAGGCUGUGUCGGAUGGACCUCUGUCAGGUGACUCAGCCUCACCUGUUCCCCCCCACCUGAUCUACACCCUGCACUGCUACAGGAGUUUGGGGUUCCUCCCUGCUCAAUCUUGAGCUCACCAAGGCAUCACCCUCCUCCACCCAUGGCUUGUCUCAUCUCUUGCUCUCCAGUUCUCUCUCUCUCUUUCUCUCCGGGGGGCCCUUGGAGGGGGCCCCAAUAUGUCGGUGAAUGGUUGCAAUGCUCAGCUUAGUGUGUUUCUGGAGCAACGCUUUUACAGUUCCACUCUUCAUUUUCUUCUGUUCUGAUGUUUUGUUUGUUUUUGUCAGGGAUGUCACAAUAAUACACAGUAUGCACUCUAGUUCGGCAGAGAAAAGCUAUAGGAUGAUCUGCUGCGUACUUGCUGCUUCAAGACUUAAGUGCAACAUUUUGAGCAUUAGUGCUAGUCUCACAAUGGGAAAGAAGUUCUAGUUAAAGCACUCAGGAAAUAACUUUAGGUGUAUUUAUUCAUUAUAAAAGGCAUAUUUUGUAAUGGGUUGAAGAUUUAUCGUAAAUAGCUAUAAAUUGAGUAUUGUCAGCAUUCUUGUUUAUCAGCUUAGUAUACAAUACAUACUGUAUAUUUUCCAGUCAAAUUGGGUACAGUGCUUUUCAACAGUAUUUGUAUUUCAAACCCAGCGAACGAAAUACAUAACAAGGAUAUAUUACGUACUCCUCUCAAUGUAGCAGCAUUUUGACAGAUGAUCUUGAUGUUACUGAUAUUUCUUUCACAUAGCUCUAUUCCUCGGUUUCUGUUCAUUGCAACCAUUCAUUAAUGAGAUUUAAAUCAUGCACUGACAUACUGUAGAAUGUAAUAGACACAGGCGUGUUGAAGCCCUUAAAAGAAGUGAUGACGGAUUAGAGCGGAUCAGAGCUGAAUGCUCCACUUCUGUUUUGCCAAAUUUCCAGGCAUAUUGCAACGUUUGGGAUUUCAACACUCAAAUUAUACAAAAUUCUCAAUUACAUGGCUGUACUACACUCUUCAAAAAUGGAUUGGGAUUUGAUUCCGGCUUUAACUAGAUUGAUGUAGUAGUUGUACACUACAGUGAUUGAAAAGAAACAGAAAAUAAAUAUACACACACACACAGCCAUUGACCUAUUUUACAGAAACUGUAGGGACCUCCUCUGAAAGUUUACAGUAGUGUUAGUUUUCUGUGAUUGUCGUGAUGAUGAAAAACAGGGCUGAUUUAGUUUUUUCUUGAAUGUACAGCACAGUACUUCUGGUUCUCUUCAUAGUAUGAAUAUAAGGUGAGCAUAAAACCGUUUACGAAAUAGGCCUGUCGUCUCUCCGUUUCUUCGUUAAAUGUAAAGAUUUAACAGCUUAUUUUAUUUCAUGUUGCAAGGCUUUGCUGCCAUUUUGGGCUAUUCUUAUCAAGUUUGCCAUGGUUGUGCUUCCUUUGCACCACAUUUUGUCCCACAUGCUAGACAUGAUGUUACCUUUUUUUUCCCCGUUUCUCUCCUUCUGUAGUCAGGAAGUCCCCUCUGGGAGCUCUCCUGCUCUGAGGCUGUCGGCGUGCAUGUCGGCUACCUUAUGUUAGAAACUUUUUUUAUGUUAUCAACAAUUUGCUGAUUACCAUUGCAUUGUAGCCCGGGGUGGUAUAGCACCGCUAGUUAUCUCGUAAGGAUUGUGUUAUGAACGCUCUCUCAGACAUCUGUGGAGAUGCAUAAGACCCAUGGCACCUGAGUAAUCGUCUCCAUUUGCGUGGGGCUGAAACAUGACACGCAGCCCUCAUGCUAGCUCUGUACUCAACAGUAUUUUUUUGCUCCCUGCACUGCCACAGCACGGUCUGUAUCAAGUUUAAUAUACCUCCUGAGAGCAGUAUAAGGCUCGUGAUAAAGCCAUGUUACUGGGUUUGUGUUGUUGUUUGUGUGGUGUGUCCCCCUGUGUGUGGCUUGGCUGAGAGGUUCGCGGUUCCUCAUGGAACUUCACGGAACUUCUCCUGAGCUCGUCUCUGACCUUAUUCUUAUUCUUAUUCUUUAUUAGGAUUCCCAUUAGCUUCCCCACAAAGGGGUCGCUAGUCUCCCUGGCGGUGUGCAGCUUGGGUGGAAGCACUGAGUUCAUUGUGAGUCAGCCUCUCCGUCUGUCAUGGGCCAUAGCCUGACCCAGUGUCCGUAUGCCUGCUCUGAGGCUUGGCUUCUCUCUUGCAGUGGUCACUGGAUGGGAGAGGGAUGUCCUGGAGGGAGAAUAUGGUACAGAGAUGCUAUUGUGCUCUGCUGAAGUUGUCCAUUGUCCAGCUCACUGCUCUCAUUGUCAGACGCUGCUAUGGUCCAGCUUCGCUCCUCCCACGGGCCGAGUCCGCCGUUGGAUUUGUUUACUAUUCAAGUGUUUUGAGUCAGAGAUGAGCCAUCAGAAAUUUUUCCAGAUGGGGGCUUUUGCUGGUUUCCAUGGUUUCGUAGCAGAUGUUUGAUCACAAAGAGCACCACACAGCAGUCCGCAUGUGCAGACUCUCUUUACAAUGUGCUUAAAGUGUUACGAAGUAUGAAGUUCGAUUCCUUAAAAAUCUAAAAACCUAUGCUCUGAAUUUCUUUUUACAUUCACUAGAGUAAUAAAAGCAAUAAAAAUGCACAUCUCUCGGUAAUACUCCAAUUUUACUGGAACAGAUUAUCUGACAGUCUUCCCAAGUUGGAGCAACUGGCACGGCCCAUUUGCAUUAGGGAGUCAUUGUUCCUUUUGGACAGCGAACCAGAAAUGAGUAGUGAAAAUACAAGCGCAAGAGGAAAUCACAUGCCCUGACUUGGCAGUGUGGUUCUGAAAUACUAUUUUCACUGCUUGCUCUCGAUAUAAACUUGGCUAUGUUACAUUGGUGCUUUCAUCGUUCUGUGAAUAAGCUGAGCAGAGACACUACUUCGGGUCCAUUUCGAACAUGAAUCGGUGCGUUCUCUACUUCACCCCACCCUUCCCCACUUCACUCACCCACCAACACAUCCACACCAGUACAGUGUUGCUCACAUAAGAGCACAAUGCACACUUGGGAGAUGUUUGGCAGAUCAAAGGAAAGGAAGGGAAGCCCAGGAUUAAAGUCUUUUUCACAACUGGGUCAGACAUGUUACUGUCAAGUUAAAUGGGUAUAAUUGGAGUUUUGAUUAUUUUUUUUUUAAUGCCAUUUGAGCGUAAUGAAAUCCAGAAGCUCAUGUUGGGUGAAUGAAGGAUGUAAUGCUGCCAUUAUCAGUUAUCUGUUAUGACUCCAAUCUUUUUUUAUCUGAUGCUCAUAGUUGUUAAAAGUGUAUGCUCAGUACAGUUUGAUCAGUGCAAUGUUAUGAAAUGAAGGAAGUAUUGCUUCACAUUGUCCUGGCUGUUGUCCUUGGAUUCUAACCAGCUUUGCUCACUGGGAGAAAGCUAUAAAUAAAGCUUGUAUUUACCCUCAAAACAAAUUUCCCGUAGCUUCUCCAUUUUCAAAAUGUUGUCAUAGACCAGUUUGAUCUGAAUGUCUUUGCUCAUGAUUGUAACUAAUUGUUACUAUGCCUUUUGGACUUUGGAUGUAAAUAUUUUGAACAGGGUGAAAUAAGGUCUGUUUUAAACAUGUUGAAACAACAGCAUAAGUGAAGUGCUAUAGGGGUUGAUUGAUUGUGUAGACGGUGUAUCCAAGUACCUGUCUGUCCUCAAGUACCUGCCAUGCUAAAGUAGUUAGCUUAUUUUCAGUAGUAUCUCUUAGCAUGUCUUUUUUUACUUUCCAUUGCUUUGUAGUACAGAAGUAAACAGCUAAAAGUGAGGGACAGCCCAAAGUUUAGUCUUGGUCCUCAUUUUGUACAUCAGCAUAUUAAAAGCAAUGUAUUAAUGGGGUAGCCUAAUGCCUAGAGCUAGUUUGUGCUGUUGUGUAAAUGUAACGUGUGGUUGUCUGAUCAUGUUUCAUUUGAAAGCAUUUUUAGUAGAAAGGGCUGCAAAGUAGAAAUGGAUUUCCCAGCAUUUUCAUACCUCCAUUACCAUUCCGAAAUGUGCCUGUUGAAAUAUGGCAUACAGGAUGAGUUUAGAAUCCAAGAGAGUGUGCGAGUUGAUUUGAAUACUUGAUUCUAACCAAAUUUCUGUUUCACCAAUUGACUUACGAAUUCAAAGCACUUUUAAACCACACAGAGGCUUAGAACACAGAAGACCGAGCUGAUGAAUCAUGUGUGAUUUGAAAGCAUAUUUUAUAAAUCUAGUGUAGAAACACAACGCAGCCAAUGUAAAUGACACAAUAAAAUGUUUCAACACUAUGUGGCUGUUUGUAACUUGACUCCCUUCUUUCAGUUCAGUGGUAUAGUGCAAAAAUACUUGACAUCUGGAGGGAAAAAUGGUUUAAUGUGUAUUCCUGAAAAGGUAGAUAUGCAACACACAGCCUACACCAUUUUCAGAAUUCUAAUAAUUCAUUUUAUGU
Sardina pilchardus (European sardine) is the source of this 5154-nucleotide messenger RNA. RefSeq names its product lectin, galactoside-binding-like b (gene lgalslb). The record is from RefSeq and is a predicted model, not a curated record. Gene Ontology annotation, molecular function: carbohydrate binding. Lineage: Eukaryota; Metazoa; Chordata; Actinopteri; Clupeiformes; Clupeidae. The coding region runs from base 203 to 745 and encodes 180 amino acids. The transcript has 5 exons.